UUGUCACUUGCCUUACCCGCCUUCCCGUCAUCCAGACACACAUGCCUAGUCCAAUGCCAAAUAAAUAAAAGGCUCUUUGCCCCCCAGCUUUCCCGUCAUGAUCGCCAUCCUCAAAUCCGAACCCACUCGCUCUAGAUCUGACUUGCGACACAUAAGGGAGAACUUAUAACCAACCCCUGCACUAUUUCCAUAACUUGAGUGACUGCAUCGAUCCCUUGUUGAAGUAAACAAUACACACCAUACCUAGCCAAGCAUCCUAUUACAGCGUGUCACCUUUGCCGGCAAUGGAGGGUAUCAAUCCUCUCCUCGAGCUCCCGCCCCCAAUCGACUCUCUCCACUACUUCUACGGUGACGUAGAGCAGUACCUAGACGCAACCACGUCAGAAUCCCAAAGCCCGGCCGAGUCGCCAGUGAGUUCCCCUUAUCCCCUCUCUUCGAGAAACUUGGAAAGACCCACGGGGCUAACCGUUGUUUGCGUUCCUUCCAAAAAGUACGACAUGCCGUACGGGACAGAUCUUAGCAACAUCCCCAGCAUGUAUUCUAGUUCCGAGAAGGAAGAGGAAUCAUCACAGACGCAAAAGCCCGCGGCAAAGCGGAAACGGGAGAACCGGUAUAAAAACGCCCCGCCGUCGGUCCUUUCGCGCCGGCGAGCCCAGAACCGCGCAUCGCAGCGGGCAUACCGCGAGCGCAAGGACCAGCGGAUAAAGGACCUCGAGGCGAUGCUCCAGGAGGCCAAGCAGAACAACGACGUGCUGAGCAAGGCUUACGCGUCGCUACACGCCGAGUACCUGGAGCUGAAGAUGUCGCAGGUCGAGGACUCCCCCCACCUCCAACACCACCAGCAACAACAACCACAACAACAACAACACCAACAACACCAACAUCAUCAUCAGCACCACCCGCAUGCCUACGCCGCCGCAGGGCCGCCCCCGGCCCUGGACCCGGCUCUGGGCAUGUCGCCUGACACUGACAGGCUGGAGAUGGACUUGUUUGCCUAUUCGCACGUGGGGACCAGCUAUUCCCUGUGAAGUUUUCCCCCGACGUCUAUGGUCAGAGGGAAGCUACUUGGUUUCAUUUGCCAUCCAAGGGAUGGGAGGGGCCGGGGCAGACCCCGUGCCCCCAACUUUCGAGACCGUGCAAUCCGGAAAGUUCCCCCCUCUCCCCUGUGGAAAAGUUAUUUGGGAUAUGAAAGGAACGAGAAAAAAAAGAGGGUCAGGUCGGUGAGGUUAGCGAGAUCAGCGAUGGCUUAUUUUUCCUUGUUUGGGUUAUCGCUUAUAGAGGGAUUGGACGGUGGGCUCUCCUCUUUUAUUCCCUUUUUGUUCCAACAAAUAUAUAUUAAUUGGUUAAAUCGGCUGGGGGACGGUGGGAGAUACCU
Molecule: messenger RNA, 1375 nt
Organism: Phialemonium atrogriseum
Lineage: Eukaryota; Fungi; Ascomycota; Sordariomycetes; Cephalothecales; Cephalothecaceae
Exons: 2
Coding region: 285-1028 (247 amino acids)
Biological process (GO): regulation of DNA-templated transcription
Cellular component (GO): RNA polymerase II transcription regulator complex
Molecular function (GO): transcription cis-regulatory region binding; DNA-binding transcription activator activity, RNA polymerase II-specific
Source: RefSeq, a predicted model, not a curated record